GUCAUUUUGAAAGCGCAGUUCGACCGGGACACCCAGACAGUUGUCAACCCGCACGCCUUGUUUAGAGAUGAAUAUUCAGGUUUUCGUCGUGGCCGUCCUUGUGGCCGCCGCUGUCGCCCUUCCAGAGUCAGCUUACUCAGCCCCUGCCGACCCGGAGAAUCCUGCAAAGUACAGCUUCAACUACCAAGUCCAGGACGACCCGACCAAGAACGACUUCGGCCACCAGGAGGCCCGCGACGGCCCCGACACGCAGGGGUCGUACCAGGUGCAGCUUCCCGACGGCCGCCUGCAGAAGGUCUCGUACACCGUGAGCGUGGAUUCCGGAUACGUGGCGGACGUGAUGUACGAAGGAGAGGCUCAGUAUCCGGCCGAGGGCACUGCCGGGCAUGCCUGAAUGCCCCGAUUCCUUCCCUUAUUUAUUUUGAGAACUAGUGAAGCCGACUAGGACUGAUUAAAGCUUUAUUUUAAAUAAUUUUGUUUUUAUAUAGUGGCGUUCCUUCGCAAUCCUAUGCGAUAUGAUUCAGUGUCUUUCAUAUAAUUUUCAGUAACCACUAUCAGAAAUUUUGUUUUCAUCUAUCAGCUGUCUAAAUGAUAUAUUUAUGUAUCCAUAUGUAAAUAAAUUUCGUGAACAAAGCAGAAAUAGAUUUCCU
Penaeus vannamei (Pacific white shrimp) is the source of this 650-nucleotide messenger RNA. The record is from RefSeq and is a predicted model, not a curated record. Lineage: Eukaryota; Metazoa; Arthropoda; Malacostraca; Decapoda; Penaeidae.